CAGGACCUCAGACAGGUAUAAAAGGGCUGCUCCAGGCUCCUGGGUCACACUGACGGAUCCAAACCCUCCUCGGAGACCAGAGUCCCUCCAGAGCUCAGCCAUGUCCACCAGCACCCACAGCCAUGCCGGGAGCCGGCAGCUCCCGGGGAACUGCACCCUGGAGAAGGCCCUGCAGACCGUGGUGGACAUGUUCCACCAGUACAGCAUCCGCCAGGGUGAGAUCGACCUCCUGAACAUAAGCGACUUCACCACGCUGCUGAUGGAGCAGGCGCCGUCCUUCCUGGGGACAUGCGACAGGAACCGGCCUGGCUACUUGGAGAAGCUCUUCCAGGAGAGCGACCUGAACAAGGACAAGGAGGUGAGCUUCGAGGAGUUCACCAUCGUGCUGAGCAAGCUGGCUGAUGACGCCCACCGCAUCAGCCACGGCUCCGAGCGCUGCGGGCCUGACAAAGACUGA
Agelaius phoeniceus (red-winged blackbird) is the source of this 457-nucleotide messenger RNA. Its product is annotated as protein S100-A7-like. Lineage: Eukaryota; Metazoa; Chordata; Aves; Passeriformes; Icteridae. Gene Ontology annotation, molecular function: calcium-dependent protein binding; transition metal ion binding; calcium ion binding. Gene Ontology annotation, cellular component: cytoplasm; extracellular exosome. Gene Ontology annotation, biological process: endothelial cell migration. The record is from RefSeq and is a predicted model, not a curated record.